AUGAAGUCAAUUCUGCCUCGUAAUCUUGCAGCGCCGUCGUCCGCCGUGCUAAACUUCCUGCGAUCCCAAGUCCGCAAUGCUUUCCAACCCAACGUCGCGCCACGGUGCACCGCCUUCGGAGUUCAGAGUGCUAGGGGAAUCGCGACAUGUGCAAAAGAAGGAAUCCUGAAUAAUAGUUCAGCGGGGAGAAAUGGGGCUUUUGGCAGAUUAUACAAAGAUACUGGCUUGAAGGCUAUUGCGUCACCAGUCGAAGGUGUCGAGCCUCAGUCGCGAUGCACAUCGCUUGCUACCAUUCAGCCACGGAUCGCUGAAUCACGAGCAACAAAUCAUCUAAUCGUACCAAGAGACACCUGCCAUAGAGCAUUCUCUACGACUGCAACGGACCAUGCCUCCUGGCUUCCUUUCCGACAGAGAAGGCGACAACGCGCCCCGUCAAUCCCUACACCCUCGCCACCUUUGUCGAGUUUCUUAGAUGACGCUACCCCCAAUUCACUGAACGGUAUUGGCGGACUUGGACGAGUGUCCAGGAGCGCAAAUGAACUGAAGAUGCGCUGUACGGAGCUCGAUGAGCAUGGCAAUGUGACAAUGGUCAGCGGAGAGUUCAAGAAGAGUGAACUUAUUGCAAAGUAUGGUCUUCUCCCUCGCGACCUCCGCAAGAUUGACUCCUCUCUCCUCCCUCACAUCCUCGUACGACCCUCUGCGAUCUUGAUCAACUUGCUCCAUCUGCGUGUUCUGAUCAAGCACAACCGCGUCCUGGUCUUUGAUGCCUAUGGAACUACAGACUCGAAAUCGCAGUCCGUGUUCAUGUAUGAUCUGGAUUCAAAAUUGCGCCAGAAGGAAUCUGUCACCAGCGGGACCCUCGCGUACGAAUUCCGCGCCCUGGAAGCCGUUUUGAUAUCUGUGACGUUAGGUCUCGAGAAGGAACUCGAAGGCGUUAGCGAACCUGUCGUGAAAGUUCUCAUGGAGCUGGAAGAGGACAUUGAUCGCGACAAACUACGCUACCUCCUCAUCUAUUCCAAGAAGCUCGGUAGUUUUGAGCAAAAAGCACGCCUUGUGCGAGACGCCCUGACGGAGCUGUUGGAAGCAGAUGAUGACUUGUCUGCCAUGUAUUUGAGCGACAAAGCCGCGGGGACGCUCCGAGAUGAACACGACCAUACGGAAGUCGAGAUGCUUCUUGAGUCCUACCACAAGGUUGCCGAUGAAAUCGUACAGGCGGCAGAGAAUUUGGUUUCUAGCAUUCGCAACACUGAAGAGAUUGUCAAGGCCAUCCUAGAUGCCAACCGCAACUCGCUCAUGCUUCUCGACCUCAAGUUCUCCAUUCUCACCCUAGCAAUAACCGCAGGAACCUUCGUGGCCGCCCUCUACGGCAUGAACUUGAAGAACUUCAUCGAAGAAUCCGACAUAGGCUUCUUCGGCAUCUCCGCCUGGUGCACCGUCUUCGGCACCAUCGUCGCCAUCUACGGUCUCGGAAAGCUGCGCAAGGUACAACGCGUCAGCAUGUGGGGUCACGGCGGCGGCGCGAAAUCCACGUCUGGAUGGGGACUCGGUCUCUGGGGCGGCAGAAGCUCGCGCAUCACGGACGAGGCCUCGCUCGGUGCGUGUACCCCGAGACUGAGGGCCGGCGAGACGGUGGGCGACCUAAUUCUUCGGGAGCGCGCGGUCGCGAAGAGGUUGGCCAAUGCGGAGAGGAAGGCCGAUGAUGCAUUCAAUCAUUAG
Messenger RNA from Aaosphaeria arxii CBS 175.79, 1716 nucleotides. RefSeq names its product cora-domain-containing protein. Gene Ontology annotation, cellular component: mitochondrial inner membrane. Gene Ontology annotation, molecular function: magnesium ion transmembrane transporter activity. Bases 1 to 1716 code for a protein of 571 amino acids. The record is from RefSeq and is a predicted model, not a curated record. Gene Ontology annotation, biological process: mitochondrial magnesium ion transmembrane transport. Lineage: Eukaryota; Fungi; Ascomycota; Dothideomycetes; Pleosporales. The transcript is spliced from 3 exons.